UACUAACACCAUUAUCAUUCAAUUGCAUUUGCAGGUUUUAAUAGCAUCAAGAAUAUCAUAAUUAGAGGUUGUAUUUUCACUAGUCUUAUUCUGCUUGCUGGAGUACUUCUCGUGUCCUUUGACCAUAUGCACAACAAAAAGAAGAUGCAGGGUCAACUAAAGAUUGAGAAAUUCUUGCAAGAUUAUAAAGCUCUUAAACCCUCCAGAUACUCCUAUGCUGAUAUUAAGAAGGUUACCAAUAAUUUUAAAGACAUGAUUGGACAAGGUGGAUAUGGUGUAGUUUAUAAGGGAAAGCUCUCCAAUGAUGUUCUCGUUGCGGUUAAAAUCCUCAACAAUGCCAAGGAAAACGGAGAUGAGUUCAUCAAUGAGGUUGGAACCAUGGGCAAAAUUCACCACGUUAAUGUUGUACGUUUGGUUGGCUAUUGCGCUGACGGAGUCAAAAGGGCCCUCGUCUACGAGUUCAUGCAGAAUAAAUCCCUAGACAAGUUCAUAUCCUUCGAUGGAAAGAAGAAAUCUCUUGGCUGGGAAAAGCUCAAAGAGAUUGCAUUGGGAAUAGCCAAAGGAAUUCAGUAUCUUCAUCAAGGUUGUGAUCAACAAAUCCUCCAUUUCGAUAUUAAGCCACACAACGUUUUGUUAGAUAGUAACUUUCUCCCAAAGAUCUCCGACUUCGGUUUGGCCAAGCUUUGCUCCAAGGAACAAAGUGCUAUUUCUAUGACUAUUGCUAGGGGUACCAUAGGCUAUAUUGCACCCGAAGUUUUCUCAAGAAAUUUUGGAAACGUGUCGUAUAGAUCAGAUAUUUAUAGUUUUGGAAUGCUCUUACUAGAUAUGGUCGGAGGUAGGAAGAAUGCCCCUCAAGAUGAAGAUAAGAGUGAUGCUUACUUUCCCGAGUGGAUUUAUAAGAGUUUGGAUCGAGGGGAAGAAUUGGAAAUUCAGAAUGAGCAUGAAGCGGAUGAGAACUCCAAAAAGAUCAUAAACAAACUCUCAAUUGUGGGGCUUUGGUGUAUUCAAUGGCAUCCAAGCAAUCGACCUUCAAUGAAAGUUGUCCUUCAGAUGUUAGAAGGGGAUGGGAAUGCGCUAACUCUUCCUCCGUAUCCAUUUGCCUCAGCUGAUCCAACCACCAACAUGGGAACAGUUGGUAGGGUUACAUUUACUAGUAGUUUAGAGAUUAUUUCUGAAUCAGAAUGAGAUAAUCAAACGUGUGUUAUGUAUCAUGUAUGAGAUGUAGAUGCUUAUAAAUAAAAGUAAUUGUGUAUC
Molecule: messenger RNA, 1254 nt
Organism: Impatiens glandulifera
Lineage: Eukaryota; Viridiplantae; Streptophyta; Magnoliopsida; Ericales; Balsaminaceae
Product: rust resistance kinase Lr10-like
Exons: 2
Coding region: 127-1185 (352 amino acids)
Biological process (GO): protein phosphorylation
Molecular function (GO): protein kinase activity; ATP binding
Source: RefSeq, a predicted model, not a curated record